Aethalodelphis obliquidens (Pacific white-sided dolphin) is the source of this 1712-nucleotide messenger RNA. RefSeq names its product carbonic anhydrase 7 (gene CA7). Gene Ontology annotation, molecular function: carbonate dehydratase activity; zinc ion binding. The record is from RefSeq and is a predicted model, not a curated record. Gene Ontology annotation, cellular component: cytoplasm. The transcript is spliced from 7 exons. The coding region runs from base 201 to 1061 and encodes 286 amino acids. NCBI's taxonomy places the organism in Eukaryota, Metazoa, Chordata, Mammalia, Artiodactyla, Delphinidae. Gene Ontology annotation, biological process: regulation of intracellular pH.
GCACGCGUGUGUGCCGGGACCUCCGGCGAGCUGGGCUCCCCGUGGGCAAGGGCGCGGUGUCCUGCGCAGAGAGUUUCCCGGUCGAAGCGUCCGAGCUUUCGAGUCGGCAGGUAUGUGAAGGAAGGGAGCAUCUGGGGGCUCACGGAUGUGUCUGGGUGUCUGCCUCGGGCAGGGUGUUUGAGCACGUCCAGGUGUGAGGCAUGGGAGCCCGUGGCCCACACCAGCCUCCUGGUCUGACCGGGAGAAUAGCUCCUCGGUCCUGCCUCAGUUUACUUAAGAUGCAGAGGAAGGGAGAAGAGGCAGACGGCCCCUCACACUGGCACAAGCUGUAUCCCAUUGCCCGGGGAGACCGCCAGUCACCAAUCAAUAUCGUAUCCAGAAAGGCUGUGUACUCGCCCAGCCUGAGGACAUUGGAUCUUUCCUAUGAGUCCUGCACGUCCCUCAGCAUCGCCAACAAUGGCCACUCUGUCCAAGUGGACUUCAAUGACAGUGAUGACCGAAGUGUGGUGACUGGGGGCCCCCUGGAUGGGCCCUACCGGCUCAGGCAGCUCCAUUUCCACUGGGGCAAGAAGCACAGUGAGGGCUCAGAGCACACGGUGGACGGCAAGUCAUUCCCCAGCGAACUGCACCUGGUUCAUUGGAAUGCCAAGAAGUACAGCACCUUUGGGGAGGCGGCCUCAGCACCCGAUGGCCUGGCUGUGGUUGGUGUCUUCCUGGAGACGGGGGACGAGCACCCCAGCAUGAACCGUCUGACAGAUGCACUCUACAUGGUUCGGUUUAAGGGCACCAAGGCCCAGUUCAGCUGCUUCAACCCCAAGUACCUCCUGCCUGCCAGCCGGCACUACUGGACCUACCCUGGCUCCCUGACAACACCCCCACUGACCGAGAGUGUCACCUGGAUUGUGCUCCGGGAGCCCAUCAGCAUCUCCGAGAGGCAGAUGGAGAAAUUCCGGAGCCUGCUUUUCACCACAGAGGAGGAUGAGAGGAUCCACAUGGUGAACAACUUCCGGCCACCACAGCCACUGAAGGGCCGUGUGGUCAAGGCCUCCUUCUGGGCCUGAGCUGCCUACCUGCCCAGCCGGACACUGAAGCACCAUCUUCCCAAGGGCUUCCAUGUCAGCAGACACCAAACCAUCCAAGGCUCCCUGCCUAGGGCUGCUGUGGACCCCACUUCAGCUGGCUUGCUCCUUGGCCACCUGGAGGCUUCUCGAUGGGACCCUCAAGUCGGGGGACACCUUCCAGAUGCCCUGGGGACAGGAAGGACAGGAGCUGAGCAUGGUCCGAGCCUAAGGCUGCCUCUGCUCUCCAACACCCAAAGGCCCCUGGGAACCUCCUCUUGUCUUCCCCGCUGGCAAUGGCAGCAGCCCCACCCUGAGCUCACACUGUGAUGGAUGAGACCAAACUCUCCAGGGCAGGCAGCUGGCAUUGCCAGAAAGACUCAAGCAAUAAUUAGAAGUGGGCAGAGCUGCCCUCUCGGUGUUACCUCUUCUGCAGGCCUCCGCCAUGCACGCACCUCACUGCCAGGCCAUUAAAAUCAGGACCCAGCCUGCUGGAGGUGACAUGACCUUCUCCCUCCAGCCACCUGCCGCCAUAGGCAGGCACUGGCUACAGCUUACGGAGUAUCUCCCUUCAUCCCCACCCAGCCACCAAAGCCACCUACAUGACAGUCCAUCCAUGCACUGAUUAAUAAAUUCAUGCAUUCAUGCAACAAA